AAAAAACAAUAAGCAAAAUCGUCCGCAAAAUUAGCGAUAAUGAAUUUUAAAAUUUCCAAUUUUGAUAAAUUUUCAUGAUAUUUUAUUGUUUUACCGUAGAAAUGCAGUUAUAUGAAGAUUUUCGUAGUUGAAUAGUAAUUCGUUGUGAUCAUUUUGAACGUAGAUGAAGAUCUAAUAAUAUUUCUGUGGUAGUCGGAGUGGAACCUUUUCAUCAUGUCUGAAAUUGACAAGUGGAUUGAUAUCGCUAAACAGUGCAAGUAUUUGCCGGAGAAUGACUUAAAAAAAUUAUGCAACAUGGUGAUAGAGUUACUGCUAGAGGAGUCGAAUAUCCAACCCGUAUCAACUCCAGUCACUGUUUGUGGAGAUAUUCACGGACAGUUCUAUGAUCUCGAAGAACUGUUCAGAACCGGCGGUCAAGUUCCCAAUACCAAUUAUAUCUUUAUGGGCGAUUUCGUCGACAGAGGUUAUUUUAGUUUGGAAUCAUUGACUAGAUUGUUGACGUUGAAGGUGAAAUGGCCCGAUAGAAUCACUUUACUCAGAGGAAAUCACGAAUCGCGUCAGAUAACUCAAGUUUACGGAUUUUAUGACGAAUGCCAAACGAAAUACGGAAACAUCAACGCGUGGAAAUACUGCUGUAAAGUAUUUGAUUUCUUAGCGAUAGCUGCUAUUAUCGAUAACCAGGUGUUCUGUGUCCAUGGUGGCUUAUCUCCAGAUUUACAAACUUUGGAUCAAAUAAGAAGUAUUGAACGCAAUCAAGAAAUACCUUACAAAGGUGCUUUUUGUGAUCUCGUAUGGUCUGAUCCCGAAGAAGUUGAUAAUUUUGCUGUGAGUCCCAGAGGCGCUGGAUGGCUAUUUGGUGAAUCGGUUACUCAAAAAUUUAUGGAAAUAAAUAAUUUAAAGUUGAUUUGCAGAGCUCAUCAAUUAGUUCACGAAGGAUAUAAAUAUAUGUUUAACGAUAAACUCGUCACCGUAUGGUCUGCUCCGAAUUACUGUUAUCGCUGUGGUAACGUCGCUUCGAUAUUAGCUUUUAAGACAGUAGACGACAAAGAACCUUUAAUAUUUAACGCUGUGCCUAAUGCGAACAGAGUGAUCCCGGAGAAAACGAAAACUCCUUAUUUUUUGUGAUCUAUAAUCCUGUCUUCUUAUCCGUAUUAAUUUGUAUAUUGUUACGAAUGAUUUUAAUGAGUAAUUACUCGAUCAAGUUUUCUAUGUUUUAAUAGCUCAAUCUGCGAAUUUACAAUUGAUUUGCGAAUGUUUAAUUUUUUGGUUAACGUUUUAUUAAAUUUAUCAAUUAUUUUUUCAUCUGAAAUUUAUCGUCAAAAAUGGAAGUACGAAAAAAAUUUUUUUUGUUUAUUUUUUGAUGAAAAAAAAAUUGCAUCUCAUUCGAACCGAAACAAUAAUUUGUUCCGCGAUGGAAAAUAUUACUUACUUUCAUUGUUAUGUCUGUGAUGAUAUUGAAAACGUGUUAUUUUUUUAACUACCUAUAUUUUAUUAUAUAUCACCAUUUAUUAUUUUAUAAUGAAAAAUGUGCUAGAAUUACGCGUGGAGAUUUUUUCGAAUUGUUUUUUGUAUUUUUCACAUAGACGACGUCGAUUACAAUGUAUUGAAAAAAAUAAUGUAAUUUAUUCGAUAUUAAAUUUAUUGAUUGGUU
Planococcus citri (citrus mealybug) is the source of this 1651-nucleotide messenger RNA. It is a transcript of the gene PpV, whose product is annotated as Protein phosphatase V. Gene Ontology annotation, cellular component: cytoplasm. The transcript has 7 exons. Gene Ontology annotation, biological process: G1/S transition of mitotic cell cycle. The record is from RefSeq and is a predicted model, not a curated record. Lineage: Eukaryota; Metazoa; Arthropoda; Insecta; Hemiptera; Pseudococcidae. Gene Ontology annotation, molecular function: protein serine/threonine phosphatase activity. Bases 214 to 1125 code for a protein of 303 amino acids.